UUUUGGAAUGGAAAAAUUUUGUACAGAACAAGCUAACCUCAACUUCCCCAUUAUCAAGGAAGUGACAAGGCAAGCGCAACAAAAACAAGAGCCACAGAAUGACUAAAGCAUAAAAAGACUGAAGGGCUGUUUAUCAGCACAGUUCAUGCUGAGAAGGUUCAGGCUGUAUUAGACUCCAAGAAAAUCAAACAUGGGUGGCGAUAAGUGAAGUGACUUGGGCUCCAACCGGUUGGUGUGUUGCAGCGGUCUGUGGAAAAGCCAGGUGCACAUGCUAAAUCUGAGAAUACAGGCGCUAGGAUAAAGAACUGUUCAGCUAUAAAGUAAUGAGAGAACCGUUCUGAGGGAUUUGUUCCUGAACUCAAGUGGACCAGAAUCUGUGAUCCAGUAUGGGCAACAUCUGGCCAAGUCAAGUCCCAAUAUCAGUGGAUGGAGAUGACACCAUAAUCAGCCCUGACCCCGUGCAGAAGAACGACAGCCUGGUCGUUCUGUGCGACUACCCCCCAGCUGAUGUCAGUGUGCCUCUCUUCAGGACAGGAGAGCAACUGAGACUGCUGGCCGAAGAGGGCUACAGAUGGAAGGUGUGUUCGAUCCGAACCGGAAUGGAAAACUACAUCCCCAACCAACAUGUGGCCAAGGUCUAUCACGGCUGGCUGUUUGAAGGGGUGGCGCGGCCUAAAGCGGAGGAACUGCUCCGUCUGCCUGGAAACAGAAUUGGCUCAUUCAUGAUAAGAGAAAGCAAAAGAGGUGUGUACUCUCUGUCGGUACGCCACAGAUCAAUUGUACAUUACCGUAUCUUCCGCCUUCCCAACAACUGGUACUACAUCGCACCUCGGCUCACCUUCCAAUGCUUAGAGGACCUGGUCAACUACUACUCCGACUGUGCAGACGGCCUGUGUUGCCUGCUCACCGCGCCUUGCCUGGCGGUAACCAACAGCAACCUGAACCUGGCCUCCAUUCCGCCCCCGGUGAUGAUGCGCAACAACUUCGACUGGAAAGACGUCAACAGCUCGGAACUGAUGGAUCAGCCCAGCUGUUACACCAGCAACAUGGAGUCUAAGAUCAGCUUCGGCCUACGGCACAGCGUCCUGUCCUACAUGUCCCUGGCAGGGACGGAAGAGGUGACCAAAAACAGCGCCUGGGGGAGGAAGACGAGGAGCAGUGUGUGUGUGGCCCGCCAACGAGGCAGUGGAACCGGCACACCCCCUGAUGAAGAGGAGGAGGAAGACGAGUGGGUCUAUACAGAGCCAUCCUCCUGAACCCCUCAGAUGGUGUGGAGAGAGCACGCUAGUCCUCAGCCAAACCUAUUCGAAUGCAGAUGAAAAAGUAGCCUGACUUUGUGACGUCCAUUAGUGUGAGAACACUGCUUAGGGAUGGUAGGUCGCUCCUCUGACCAUUACGCUCUUCGUGUGGCUGCGGAGAACACUGCAUUAAGGUGCGCAGAUCCUCCGACAGGCCAACAGCCUGGACCGCGUCGAGGAAGCGGGGGAACAUUAAAGACAAAAGCUGUGAUACUGCAGACAUUUAUACCCUGGAGGGUAACAGAGUUUUACUGUAUGAACUGGGUGGGAAACUAUAUUGUUGUGAUGGGAUCCCACCCCUGUUGUGAUUGGAUCCCACCCAUGUUGGGAUGGGAUCCCACCCCUGCCCUUCAAAUAGCAUUAAUUACAGAGGGAUCAGAAAUCUACAGACAAACUCAGUCCAAGCCCUAUUCCCUCUCUAGAGCAUUACUUUCAAUAGGGCUUUGUUCACGGUAGGAACCCUGAGAAAGCAGGGGUACUGAUGUAUCGAGAAGGUCAGGUCACACAUUUCCCAGGUGCCAAAGCAUGUGAUCACCCUCCUCUAUUCUGGAUUUGUUUUGGCUGCUUUAAUGGUCAUUUUCCUGCAAGUCUCCGCAUUUUGGCUUGGGAUAGUGUACUAGCUGCAGGUUUAGAGUUCAUUCCCUUUAUCUCCACACACUUCUGUGUGUGUGUUCAUAUGAUACCAGGGGUCAGUGAGGGUCAGAGGUCAUCUCACCAUGAUACCAGGGGUCAGUGAGGGUCAGAGGUCAGCUCACCAUGAUACCAGGGGUCUGUGAGGGUCAGAGGUCAGCUCACCAUGAGUAUCAUCCUACGGAAGAGAGACGAGGCGGAGGCAGAGGUGAGAUGGAGGCUGGCCACGUCGGCUUCGCUCCGCUCGGCACCAACCGUCACCAGCCCCGGGUCCCCUCCAAACACCCUGACGUUCUCCUGGAUCCACUUUAGAGCCGCCACUUGGUCCCAGAGACCCGCGUUCCCAGGGACGACGCCGGAGCCUCGAGGAAUUUCAUUCACAUUGCAAUUUAAAUCAAUUUUAUUUUCAAAUGUUAUUUUACAUCCGCAGACUUCACAAAGGGCUUAUACAGAUACCCAGCCUAAAACCCCAAACAGCAAACAAGAUGUUUCAUGAGACCUUUCAGGGGUUAAUUAAAAAACAUUCAUAAUACAUUUUAAAGGUACUUUUGUGUUAACAUGUGUUGUUGUUUCCAAACAGAGAGCCUAUGGAUGUUAAAUUAAAUUUACAGUUUUAGGUGUAAAAAUCAAUUCUACAGAUAUACACCAUAUUAUGUUUUUUCUGUCAUAACUGCAAUUGUCUACAUCAUUUCCCGAAUACACAACCAAAGCAGUUAUUCUAGUUAGGUCCAAAAGCUGCACCGAAGUCGAUGGAGACUGUAAUCAUCCACUAAGUAUGGACCAAGAAACUGUUGGAUACAUUUCAAAUGUAAUUUCACAAGACCCUAGUGAAAAUUUGAGUACGGUCAGCAAGAGCAAAACAGUAAGAUGCAACUUCUGGUGUCAGUGGGACUUUUCACAACACUUUGGCUGUGUACUUUAGAACAGCUCUUGACUACAGAAAAAUAGGAGGGAGAGACACCUGAGGCCAGUACUUAAGACAGGAAGUAUUUUUUUUGUAUUACAUGGUCUUACGUAAUCUCUAGCGCUGAUGUCAGCAAAAUGAAAGUGCCAUGUUGGACAGUGAAGCAUGCAACAGUUUAACAUUUAUUAGUAGUUCUCGGUGAAAUGACCUCACAACGUUUUACAUCUUUCACUAUCUUUCUGGGUUUUUUAUAUUUGUGUGUUAUAAAUAAAACCUGUGUAGUUGCACUCAUUCA
Esox lucius (northern pike) is the source of this 3127-nucleotide messenger RNA. Its product is annotated as Src like adaptor. The coding region runs from base 387 to 1256 and encodes 289 amino acids. The record is from RefSeq and is a predicted model, not a curated record. The transcript is spliced from 8 exons. Lineage: Eukaryota; Metazoa; Chordata; Actinopteri; Esociformes; Esocidae.